This is a messenger RNA of Aspergillus fischeri NRRL 181, 1245 nucleotides long. RefSeq names its product WD domain protein. NCBI's taxonomy places the organism in Eukaryota, Fungi, Ascomycota, Eurotiomycetes, Eurotiales, Aspergillaceae. Gene Ontology annotation, molecular function: protein binding. Bases 1 to 1245 code for a protein of 414 amino acids. The record is from RefSeq and is a predicted model, not a curated record. The transcript has 2 exons.
AUGAUCCACAUACCCGUUGAUGAAGAGUACACAGAGCAAUUGCGUAAGUUUUUGCUCCAUGAAGGUGUCCAUCACCGGCUGCGUGAAGUACUCGUGUCGGAUAUAGCUCGUCCAUCUAGUGUGCCCAUGAUAAUUGACUCUGAUUUGAAUGAUCAUCGAGAGGAGGGGAAGGUGCCUGAUCCGAUCAAUGAGAUAAUAGCUGAUCGUGACAGGUGGAAGGGAGAUUUUGAAACAGAGAGGGAAAAGAAAGAGUCCAUAUCAUCUGAGUUACGCAAGAUCACUGCUGAACGUGACAAACUGCAAGAUGAACUGAAAAAGCUUAAGGCCAAACCUCCGUCAGAAACCCGGAAGAAUGAACAAUGGGCACCACGAUUCAUCAUUCCAGGCAUCGAGUUCUCCCCCGACGGGAAGUGGCUCGCGUCCAGGUCUUACGAUAAGACUAUGAGGAUUCGAGAUGCAGGGACAAGCACCCAGCUGAUCCAGUUUACUACUGCUUAUGCCUAUCUCAGUUCGACGCCAUUUUCGCCCGAUGGCAAGUCCAUUGCAUAUCCCGGUUCCGCCAGCCUCUGGGAUCCAAUGACGGGACGGGAGCGAAUCCGACUUCAAGGAAGUUUAGUGAUGUCUGAGCCAAUUGCCUUCUCUACCAAUGGGAGGCUGGUUGCGUCUGGACAUAGCACCGCAAUCAAUGUCUGGGAUACGUCAACCGGCGCGCAGAGACAGAGGCUAAUCAAACCAGGUUCUGAGAAGAACAUUGAGACGGAUACGAUCAAACAUAUAGCCUUCUCUCCUGAUCCCGAUAGUAAGAUCCUGGCCUCUGCAUCGUGGUGGAAGACAGUAACUCUGUGGAAUACUUCAACAUGGACAGUGCAGAGGAUACUGGACGUCUCAGCAGCCUAUGUCCACCAUGUCGCAUUCUCUCCGGAUAGCAAGCUCCUUGCUACAGCGUCGAUUGACGGUAGGAUCCGACUUUGGGAGGUGGUCACGGGCAGUGAGCGGCCUAGUCUUCAAACCCGUCCAUCCUGUGUGUCAUACUGCGUCGAAUUCUCACCGGACGGUAGGUUCAUCGCGGCCGGAGGUAAUCAUGAGAAGGUCAUGGUAUGGGAUGCAAAAACGGGGGCUCUCAAGCAGGAGCUUGAUGGUCAUCGCCUUGGAGGUAAUGUAUCUUGUCUGGCGUUCUCACGGGAUAGCAAGUCACUAGCCUUUGGGAAUUCGGAUGGCAUGCUGAAAGUUUUCCAGACAAGCUGA